Grus americana (Whooping crane) is the source of this 3555-nucleotide messenger RNA. It is a transcript of the gene CACNA2D3, whose product is annotated as calcium voltage-gated channel auxiliary subunit alpha2delta 3. Lineage: Eukaryota; Metazoa; Chordata; Aves; Gruiformes; Gruidae. The record is from RefSeq and is a predicted model, not a curated record. Gene Ontology annotation, cellular component: voltage-gated calcium channel complex. The coding region runs from base 30 to 3302 and encodes 1090 amino acids. The transcript is spliced from 38 exons. Gene Ontology annotation, molecular function: voltage-gated calcium channel activity.
CCAAAUCUUUCCAGGCACAGGGAGGCACAAUGCCAGAGAAUCUGAAUCCUCUUCGGGCUUUUUGGGGUUUUUUCUUUAUCUUCUGGACAGCUUUUAACACAGCCUUAGUGGAUGUGGUUGGAUCGGAGCAGCAGAUCCCCUUGUCUGUUGUAAAGCUCUGGGCCUCAGCAUUUGGUGGGGAGAUCAAAUCUAUUGCAGCCAAGUACUCAGGUUCCCAGCUCCUGCAGAAGAAAUACAAAGAAUAUGAGAAGGAUGUUGCAAUAGAAGAAAUUGAUGGCCUUCAGCUUGUGAAAAAGUUAGCAAAGAAUAUGGAAGAAAUGUUUCAUAAAAAGUCUGAAGCUGUACGGCGUCUUGUUGAAGCUGCAGAAGAUGCUUACCUGAAACAUGAGUUUGAUGCUGACUUACAGUAUGAGUACUUCAAUGCUGUGCUCAUAAAUGAACGCGAUGAAGAAGGAAACUAUCUGGAGCUGGGGAAGGAGUUCAUUCUAGUGCCAAAUGACCACUUCAACAACUUGCCUGUGAACAUCAGUCUGAGUGAUGUCCAAGUACCAACCAACAUGUACAAUAAGGAUCCAGCCAUUGUAAAUGGAGUUUAUUGGUCAGAAUCUUUAAAUAAGGUGUUUGUUGAUAAUUUUGAUCGUGACCCUUCUCUCAUCUGGCAGUACUUUGGAAGUGCAAAAGGAUUUUUCAGACAAUAUCCAGGAAUUAAAUGGGAACCUGAUGAGAAUGGAGUCAUUGCAUUUGACUGCCGAAAUAGAAAAUGGUAUAUCCAGGCAGCAACUUCUCCAAAAGAUGUAGUAAUUUUGGUAGAUGUCAGUGGCAGCAUGAAAGGGCUUCGCUUGACUAUUGCAAAACAGACAGUUUCAUCUAUUUUGGAUACCCUUGGAGAUGACGACUUCUUCAAUAUCAUUGCUUAUAAUGAAGAACUUCACUAUGUAGAGCCGUGUCUGAAUGGAACAUUAGUUCAAGCAGACAGAGCCAACAAAGAGCAUUUCAGGGAACACCUUGACAAACUUUUUGCAAAAGGAAUUGGAAUGCUGGAUAUUGCUUUAAAUGAAGCUUUCAACAUGCUCAACGAAUUCAAUCACACAGGACAAGGAAGUAUUUGCAGCCAAGCCAUAAUGUUGAUUACUGAUGGAGCUGUGGACACGUAUGAUACAAUAUUUGCAAAAUAUAAUUGGCCAGACAGAAAAGUUCGUAUUUUUACCUAUCUGAUUGGAAGAGAAGCUGCUUUUGCUGAUAACCUGAAGUGGAUGGCCUGUGCGAACAAAGGGUUUUUUACUCAGAUCUCUACCUUAGCUGAUGUUCAAGAGAAUGUCAUGGAAUAUCUCCAUGUUCUUAGCCGACCAAAAGUUAUUGACCAAGAGCACGAUGUAGUAUGGACUGAAGCAUAUAUUGACAGCACUCUCCCUCAGGCUCAAAAGCUUGCUGAUGAUCAGGGAUUGGUGUUGAUGACAACUGUUGCCAUGCCAGUAUUUAGUAAGCAAAAUGAGACUAGAUCUAAAGGGAUUCUUCUGGGAGUAGUUGGCACAGAUGUUCCAGUUAAAGAGCUCUUAAAAACUAUUCCAAAAUACAAGUUAGGUAUUCAUGGAUACGCUUUUGCUAUUACAAACAAUGGAUACAUUUUGACUCAUCCAGAACUUAGGCCUUUGUAUGAAGAGGGGAAGAAACGAAGAAAGCCCAACUACAGUAGUGUGGAUCUUUCCGAGGUUGAGUGGGAAGACAGAGAUGAUGUGCUCCGAAAUGCAAUGGUGAAUCGGAAAACAGGGAAAUUCUCCAUGGAAGUGAAGAAGACAGUGGACAAAGGGAAGCGAGUAUUGGUGAUGACAAAUGACUACUAUUAUACAGACAUCAAGGGUACUCCUUUCAGUUUAGGUGUGGCUCUCUCUAGAGGACAUGGAAAAUACUUCUUCAGAGGGAAUGUAACUGUAGAAGAAGGUUUACAUGAUUUAGAACACCCCGAUGUAUCUUUAGCAGAUGAAUGGUCCUAUUGCAACACCGACUUACAUCCUGAACACCGUCAAAUGACUCAGUUAGAAGCAAUUAAACGCUACCUCACAGGAAAAGAACCAUUGCUCCAAUGUGAUAAAGAAUUGAUCCAGGAAGUUCUGUUUGAUGCAGUCGUGAGUGCACCAAUUGAAGCUUAUUGGACCAGUCUAGCGUUAAAUAAAUCAGAAAACUCUGACAAGGGAGUGGAAGUUGCCUUCCUUGGAACACGGACUGGACUAUCUCGUAUCAACCUGUUUGUGGGUCCGGAACAGCUUACUAAUCAAGAUUUCCUGACAGCUGAGGAUAAGGAGAACAUUUUUAAUGCUGACCAUUUUCCACUCUGGUACAGAAGAGCUGCUGAGCAGAUACCUGGGAGCUUUGUCUAUUCAAUCCCAUUUAGUACAGAAACCGCAAACAAAAGCAAUGUAGUGACAGCCAGUACUGCUAUUCAGCUUUUGGAUGACAGAAAAUCUCCAGUUGUUGCAGCUGUAGGUAUCCAGAUGAAACUUGAAUUUUUCCAGCGGAAAUUUUGGACUGCUAGCAGACAGUGUGCAUCUCUCGAUGGCAGAUGUGCUAUAAGUUGUGAUGACGAAACAAUCAACUGUUACCUAAUAGAUAACAAUGGAUUUAUUUUAGUGUCUGAAGACUAUAGACAGACUGGUUACUUUUUUGGGGAGGUUGAAGGGGCUGUGAUGAACAAGUUACUAACAAUGGGCUCCUUUAAGAGAAUUACACUUUAUGACUACCAGGCCAUGUGUAGAACAAACAAAGAGAGUAGCGACAGUGCCCAUAGCUUACUGGACCCUUAUAAUGCCUUCUUUGCUGCAGUAAAAUGGAUUAUGACUGAGCUUGUCUUGUUCCUUGUGGAAUUCAAUCUAUGCAGUUGGUGGCACUCUGAUCUAACAGCAAAAGCGCAGAGGUUGAAACAAACCCUAGAGCCCUGUGAUACUGAAUAUCCAGCUUUUGUUUCCGAACGCACUAUAAAGGAGACCACUGGGAAUAUUGCUUGCGAUGACUGUUUCAAGUCUUUUGUUAUCCAGCAAAUCCCAAGCAGCAAUCUCUUCAUGGUGGUAGUAGAUAAUGAAUGCUUCUGUGAUUCCAUCCCACCAAUUACCAUGGCACCUAUAGAAAUAAGAUAUAAUGAAUCCCUUAAAUGUGAACGUUUAAAAUCUCAGAAGAUAAGACGACGCCCAGAAUCUUGUCAUGGAUUUCACCCUGAAGAAAAUGCAAGAGAAUGUGGUGGUGUCUCAGGCCUUAGUGCUAAACCUCCUCUUGUUCUUCUUCCUCUGCUAUUGACGAUUUUCUCAAGGUGACAUUGACUGAUGUGUUCAAUUGGCAUGCUAAUACGUGGAUAAACUGUGAACUGGGAAAUGGUGCAACAUAGAGGACAUGAAAUAUAGUCAGAGCAUCAGCAUUUCAUGAUUUUAAACUGUUGGUGAUAUAAAUUCUUAAAGAUAUGUUGAAAAAAAGAUUUAUCUUUUUACUUUGCAAGUCAUGCAGGUGUGAAUUUGGCUUAUGGUAGUCAUGAUUCAUCAAAAAAGGACUUGGUAGAUAGAGGUGACCAUU